This is a messenger RNA of Chara braunii, 2653 nucleotides long. The record is from the annotation of a GenBank genome assembly. Lineage: Eukaryota; Viridiplantae; Streptophyta; Charophyceae; Charales; Characeae.
UUGACUUUGCUGCCAUAACCCUAACCCUAGUGGUAAGGGCUAACCACUUAGGGUUAGGGCUGGAAGUUAGGGUGGAUGCAAAAUCUUCAGCAAGAUCGAUCCCAAGUCUGGCUACCACCAGAAUGAAGUCGAUCCUGCAGACUAGCAUAAAACCGUGUUCAAAACUCGCGAUGGGCUGUACGAGUUUACAGUCAUGCCCUUCGGUCUUCCGAAUGCGCCAGCCACCUUUCAAAGUCUCAUGGAUAAGGUAUUUCGCAAUCAGAUCAACCGAUUUGUUGUUCUAUAUCUGGAUGACAUACUAAUCUUCAACAAAUCGAUGGAGGAACACAUGAGGCACCUUGAGGAAGUGAUGCAGAUCCUCAAGGACGCGCAGCUCCAUCUCAACUUGGAGAAAUCUGAGUUUGGGAGGGACAACGUCAUCUACCUUGGACAUCGGUUGUUUGCUGCAGGCCUAGAGCCCGAGGCAACCAAAGUUGAGGUCAUCCGAAAAUGGCCUCAACCUGCGAAUGUCUGCGAGUUGCGUUCUUUUCUUGGUCUUGCGUCGUACUACCGUAAGUUUGUGCCCAAGUUCUCUAUCAUCGCCCGUCCGCUGUCUAAAUUAACAAGCAAGAAUGUGUCUUACACAUCGAAUGAGGAAUGCACGACAGCCUUCGACGCAUUGAAAGAGGCUUUGGUGAGUCAUCCGGUGCUUUGCAUUGCGGAUCCCAAACUUACGUUCGUAGUAACUAUGGAUGCAAGUUUGUAUGGGAUUGGUGCAGUGCUGCAGCAAGACGAUGGUGAUGGCCUACGUCCGCUUGAAUGCUACAGCAAACACAUGCCCAGUCACAAGGUAGUUGCUUCCACUUACAUGCGAGAGCUCUAUGCCUUGAGAGAGGCACUAGAUCAUUGGAAACACUACCUCUUGGGUCGCCAUUUCAAAGUGUUCUCAGAUCACGAGACUUUGAAAUGGAUUCAGACACAAAUUAACCCAUCAACCACAUUGACCCGCUGGCUGCGUGAGAUUGAUGUGUAUGAUUUUGAAAUUAAGCACAAGAAAGGCUGUUAUAAUCGAGUUGCGGAUGUUUUUUCUCGCCACCCUGAGUAUAUGACUUGCCUUGUGGGUUCCUAUGAUCUCCGUAAAAAUUUGAAGGAGGAACUCAUUGAGCAUACUGCCAAGGAUCCAGAACUCAGCCCCAUCCUUGAGCAGAUUCGGGCUGACCCUAGCAGUCAGCCUGAUUUCCAUGAAUGUAAGGGCCUUCUCUUCCGACGUUACGGGAAGCAUGACCGAUUGUGUGUGCCCAACCAUGAGCCGAUCAUGACUCAGUUCUUGGAUUUGGCUCAUGGUCGGAGUGGACACUUCGGUGUUGAGAAGACGUACGGGAAUCUGUUGGAAAAGUUUGUGUGGUUUGGAAUGAAAAGAAUGGCACAAAGGUUUGUGGCUGAGUGUGAAGUUUGUCAACGUAUCAAACCGUCUCGACAGAAGCCCUAUGGGCUGCUGCACCCUCUUCCUAUCCCUGAUGGUCCGGGUGAGUUUGUUUCCAUUGACUUCACGGACAUGGGGAAGAAGAGCAGAAACGGUUAUUCACAAGUAAUGGUGAUCGUCGAUCUUUUUUUCAAAUUUUUGAAUCUGAUCCCAUUACCGCCUAAUGCCCCAACUGACCUUGUGAUCGAAGAAUUUAACAAAAGGUACAUUCUGCAGUGCGGUCCCCCGAAGACUCUUGUGAGUGAUCAGGAUACCAGGUUCAUAAGUGCAGAUUGGAAAAACUUCACCUCCCAGACCUAUGACAUGAAACUCAAGAUGACGUCUGGCCGACACCCGGAAGCCAAUGAACUCGCCGAGGAGAUCAACCAGACCGUAAUCCAACUUCUCAGGGCUCUUAUCGUGCCUGACCAGAACUCUUGGGAUGAGGAGUUGCCGAUUGUGCAGGGGUUGUACAACAACUCCAUCCACUCUUCCACCGGGAUGACGCCUAACUGCCUGCAUCUUGGAUGGAAAAUCCGCAAUCCUCUAUCUUAUCUGUUCUUGGAACAGCCACCUGGCCUAACACCUGGCCAGCCAGGCUACAGCGCUAAGUACGAUCGUUUGCUCAAAGUUGUUGUCGCAGCUAUGGAAAGGCGACGCAAUGCCAUGAUCAAGCAUGCCAACAAAAAGCGCCAACCUGAUCCUUUCACAGUGGCAAGUUAUGUGUGGGUCAAGAUGUCUGAGUUUUCUGAAGAAAAAGGCGUAUCACGGAAGCUUCUUCCUCAGUACUACGGUCCCUGGAAGGUGCUGAAUCGAGUAGGUAAUGAUUCCUUCGGUCCUUCUUACACAAUUGAUGUGCCUGCUCAUUUGCGAACAUACCCAGUCUUUCACGCAUCAAAGUUAUUUCCGUAUAAGUCACCUGAGACGUUCAAGUACCAAGAAUCGAUGAUUCCCCACGCAAUCAAUGGCGGUCACGAGGUUGAUAAAAUCGUCGAGCACAGUGGAAAAGGGAGAAACAGACAGUAUAAAGUGCAUUUUCUGUACCACCCACUUAAUGACUUCUACUGGAUUGCUAAGAAAGACCUACUGCAGAGUGCACCUCGAGUUGAUCAGUUCUGAACAGCAACCAAAAUUCACUGCUACCCUGACUCCUACGGAACACAACCGAUCUCUCUUUGCUAUCUACGCCUAUGAUGCAUUAAGCAAGGACUC